CCGCCUUCAUCCAAUAGUAUUGCAGAAGGAAGACUCGUCCCCGCCCAGCAGUUUCAUUGUGGUGGGAGGAGUUUGCGCGCGCGUUUGUUGUGGGCGUCGCCUUACGGUAUGAACGCACACGGCAUGCAGCAAACAAAAGGGGUGGCGGAUGGGAGCGCGCACGGCUCAGGAACGAGCAGAGGUGGCAGUGGAAGCAUGCAGGAGCUCCGGGGGGAGGAGGAGCCGGGUGGAGAGGGCCCCCGGGGGCCACAUGAGGGAGUUGUCAAAGGAGAGUCGGGCCCCCGGGGGCCACACAGAGAGCAUUUGAGUCACGAGACACUGACGUCAACUGGACUUGAUUUGUCACAAUUCAAACACGACUCCGGCGAUGUCCAGGAGUCUCACCGGGGCCUGGGCCCGCUGGAUCUCCAUCAUACACCUAGUAGAGGGGAUACACCUGAGGAACAUUGUCAGGUGGGCCCAAGAGAUCCCGUUCCCCUGAUAUGUCUCCGGCCAGCGGAUGUGGACCCAGUGCUCCCGGAGCCCGAGCAGAGGGAUGCUCCUGAGGGCAUAGAGCAUCAACAACAAGAUCCGGAGAAGCUGCAAUCCAUCUAUACAUUCAAGCAGUUGUUUCCAUCAGACCCCCUGCUCAGACCAACCGUCAAAUCUGCCGGUACAAUAGUGGACUUCGUAGAGCCCACCCUCUACCAUCGGGAGGAACAACAAGUUCCCCUGCAGCCCUAUGACAAAGCCGGCCACCAUGGUGCGCGCGAAGCUGCCUUUCUACCUCCCGGGAUGGAUCUCUCCUGUGUCCACCUAUACCCCCAAGAGCCUGCAGACGAGGAGUUCCCGCUCAUGCUUGACCCCAUUUCUGCUUUGGGACUCCAUGAAGAUCUGGAUGGAGAAGAAACUGGCGUGGAGUUGCCUGGUUCAGGGUCUUCUAGCCCAGAGCCUGGGGACAUCUUUGGAGAGAUGUCAGCUGAUCGCAUGCUGGUCCAUGAAGUACGAAGAAGAGGCGUCAACAUGACUGAGGGGGUCCCAGUACCCAGUUCUGAACAUGUGGCCGAGAUUGUUGGGAGGCAGGGAUGCAAAAUUAAAGCGCUGAGAGCCAAAACAAAUACUUAUAUCAAGACCCCUGUACGAGGAGAGGAACCAGUCUUUAUUGUGACUGGCCGUAAAGAAGAUGUUGAAAUGGCAAAAAGGGAAAUCCUGGCAGCAGCUGAACAUUUUUCAAUUAUAAGAGCCACCAGAAAUAAGAUGAAUGGAAUUGCUGGAGCUGUGCAAGGGCCUCCAAAUUUACCAGGACAAACUACUAUUCAGGUCCGUGUACCAUAUCGUGUUGUUGGCCUUGUUGUAGGACCCAAAGGUGCUACGAUCAAGAGAAUUCAACAGAAUACUCAUACUUACAUUGUUACACCAAGUCGAGACAAGGAACCCAUUUUUGAGGUUACAGGUAUGCCAGAGAAUGUAGACCGUGCUCGGGAAGAAAUUGAAGCCCACAUCACUAUGCGGACAGGCUCCCUAGUAGACAACCUUCCAGAUAGCGAUUUUCACUCUAAUGGAACAGAUGUUUGCAUGGAUAUGCUGAUUGGAGGCCCAGGCAAUAUAUGGUCUAAGCAGCAAGUUCCACGCCAUGGCUCUAGUGGAUCACGGACUGAAAGUCUUAGCUCAUCUGUUGAGAGUCCCUACUAUGGGUCAUCUUGCAGAGAACAAAGUCCAGCAAGCCCAUGCAGAUCUGUUGUAAGUAGAAGCUUUGCACUAGGUGGAAAAACCCUUGGUAGUCAACAUUCUGUGGGCAUAGAGGACUGCGAGUUUGGUUUGGAAUAUCUUGCACUAGAUUCAAAUACACCUACAGCUGUUUGGUCACCCUUUGAACCAUCCAGUGGCCAUGUUCAAACUUUUAGUGGUUGCCACACUCAAAGGAGAAAUAGUGUGUUUAGUGGAAGUUCUACACCGCUGCUCUCCCCUUCUUUACCUGAUCAUGGCAUCGGACUGGAACAUCCUCUUGCCCGACGAAUUCAUAGUGAUCCAGUCAGCAGUAUUUCAUGGCUGCCAAGCAAAGAAUCCCUGUCAUCGUUUUCAAACAGCGCUGGGUAUUCAUCAUCCUCUUCUCUACCUGGUAGUUCUUCAGUGGCAUCUGGCUCGCCCACAGAAUCAAACAGUUCAGAUGGCCAGCGCAAGAGUGGACGAGACUGCGUUGUUUGCUAUGAGAGUGAAGUAAUAGCAGCCUUGGUUCCCUGUGGGCACAAUCUCUUUUGCAUGGAAUGUGCCAUCCGGAUCUGUGAGCGACAGUUACCAGAGUGUCCUGCCUGCCAUGCCCCUGCCACGCAAGCAAUUCGCAUAUUUUCCUAAUUGCAUGCUUAUCCAGUGACAACAGCCCGGUGGGCAUGCAUUAAACACUGCAACACUUCAUGGGUUCAAUAUUUUUUAUCAUUUU
Nanorana parkeri is the source of this 2416-nucleotide messenger RNA. RefSeq names its product mex-3 RNA binding family member D (gene MEX3D). The record is from RefSeq and is a predicted model, not a curated record. NCBI's taxonomy places the organism in Eukaryota, Metazoa, Chordata, Amphibia, Anura, Dicroglossidae. Gene Ontology annotation, molecular function: RNA binding. The transcript has 2 exons. The coding region runs from base 109 to 2331 and encodes 740 amino acids.